This is a messenger RNA of Symbiodinium sp. CCMP2456, 1581 nucleotides long. NCBI's taxonomy places the organism in Eukaryota, Dinophyceae, Suessiales, Symbiodiniaceae. The record is from the annotation of a GenBank genome assembly.
AUGAUUUUGUUCAGCACAUUGCCACUGUGCGCCUCUAAGGCCUGUUUCUGGCCGGGGGCUGCCACUCAGACUUUUACAUCAACCACACAGACAACUGUUACAUCCACCGUACCACCUUACCAGUAUUUCCAGGGCGACUGGUCGGCAUGCUCGGCUACCUGUGCCGUGGGCACACGCACUCGAGAGGUUUUCUGCUACGAGACCUGCAGUGUUCCUCAAUUCUGCACUGUCGCAGAGGAGAGAUGUGCAGGUAUCACCAAACCACUUAGCUUCGACUACUGCUGGCCACCGGUAGCGUCCUGUCCAGACUCAACAACCAUGUCUUCCACAACCAGUCUCACGAGCACACGUUCCACGAAUACGCAAACGGCCACAUCAAGAACUACAACGCAAAGGGUACGGACCGGCUGGCUCUGUGUGCACGACGCUUCGACUGGAUGUGUGGCCGCCUCCAUUGCUCAAGUGCAGUGUGGAUCGAGCUGCCCAUGCUGCAAGCGCUCGGGCAUCCAGUCCACCACGCCACGACCUUUUCAGCCCUCAGAUGGCGGGAACGAGGUGUCGGCAGCUGUUGUUAUCACAGUUACCUUGACGUCGGUGGCACUGGUCUCUGGAUUUGCUUUUGCUGGCUGGCGGUCUUGCAGCAAAUCCAGAAGGAAACAACUCCACGCCGGCACUCACCUUCCGAAGGCGGCGGCAUAUGGCAGAGCAGACUCUCGCCAUACCGACCCGAGAAGGGUGAACACGGAUGCCGGGCAAGAGGAAGCCGUCUACGAUAGGAAGCUGGGCAAAGGGAUUCCUUCUGCUGCUCCGGACGGCUUCUUCGAUGGGCCUCCAGACUGGAUGAAUGAUGAGGAAGAAGGCACGUCGAGUCCGAGCAGGUCCCACACUGCCAAGGAGAACAUCUUCACCCGCAGCGAGGACAAGGCACGCUCAACACAGUCCAGUCCUAUGCGAAAGGGCAGGUUUAUCCCAGCAGAGGCUGGCAAAGAUGAGAGCGACGAACAUGAAGAGAGUCCCAGAGCGACCCCGACUUCGCCGUCGGGGACUUUGCCUCCUGGCUAUGCAGCAGCUGCCCGACGCAACCGUCGGACAGGCAAAGAGGCACCGGACGUGGGCAGCUUUGCAACCGACAGCCAACAGGUCCCGGGUCAGGCGAAUGCCUCACCACGUCAAAGCCAGUCCAAGAGCAAAGCGUCGCAACCUGGCAAGGAGGAUAAGGAGAAGGAGUCUGGAGCCGAGCACGAGAAGCCACAGCAAGCUGGCCCGCGUGCUGCGGGCCGCGCUGAGGACGAUCCUGGACGGAAAAGCAGGCCAGGUGCAUCCAGCUCAACGCGUGGAGAUGAGCAGCGUGCGAAUCCGCGGGUGGCUGCGAACACUGCUGCUGCUCCAGAGGCUGCCGAUCUCAUCGCCAAGGUCGACAAAGAACUUGAUCAGACGCAGAGCAAGGAUCUGGAGACUCGACGCCGAACCUUUAAGAACCUCAUCCUCAAGUGGCAUCCGGACAAGAACCAUGAAGAAGUCCUGGCUGCGGAGGUAUUCCGCCACCUCAUGUCUCGGCGAGGCCGCUAUCUUGAGGCAUGA